AUGUGGUGCUGUCCUCGCGACGGAUACGGCGACGCGCAACUUCAGGCAGUGCUGUGAAGACCACCCGUCCUUGGCCGUGCUGUGUCCUGCAUCACAAGGGACCUUGGGUGCUGUCUAUACUCUAUUCUACUCUACUGUGCGUGUCGCACUGUCGGCAGUACCGCUCCAUAACAUGCGCACCAAGCACGCAUCACGAAACAUGUUUUUCACCACAGUUGGCUUGAUCCUCUGGCUGUAUGUCACUGCUGCAUCCCAAGCAGCAGCUGAUCUCCCAGCAGCAGCUGAUCUCCAAGCAGCAGCUGAUCUCCAAGCACAGGUUCGCGAAGAAGCCUCCAAUGUGCACGGCGAAUCUCCCUUCUAUACUUGCAAGAAAUCUCAAGGUACCUUUAUUACACCGAUUUGUUCUUGCGACACAAAAUGCAAUCUACGCGGGGACUGUUGCAUCGACGCUGCUAAAGAUGUACCACACGAACGAUAUAGGUGUGCACGGCUACCAAGUGGUGGACAUCACGUUUGGGUGAAGGCGUCAUGUGCAGGACAAUCGGUCUCACCGAAGAUGAAAGAGAAAUGCGAGGGACAAUUCACGGGCAAUUUUCCUUAUCGAUCAUUCCAGUUCAGCAUUGACAUUCCUUCCUUCCACGAGCCGUCGGGGACCUUGUAUCGAAAUUUUGACUGUGUAAAGUGCAACGGAGGAGAUCGAAGCGAGACGUACGAUUGGCACAGUAAGAUUGAAUGGGUCGGAGAGUCGCCAGGGAAACUGAGUGCUGAGAGCCAACUGCAGAAGAUGCAGUAUGACGCCAAACGAGGCGUUUAUUGGAUGAUGCACGCGGGUAUUAUGUACGAUGCUACGGUUCAAAGUGCCGUGUUCGAGUGGAAGAAUUUUACGAAAGCGUUCAACACGAUGGAGUGCUCUCCCACUGUGGAUGAAUGCCCUAAAGGAAGCGAUCCUGCACUCACUCGGAAGUGUGCACUGUACGCUGCCUAUUAUACCCCGAGCGAUACGAAACAAGUAACAUACAAGAACUUCCACUGUGCCCUCUGUAAUGGAGUGCCCCGUACAACGGUUGAGAAAGACGGCGAACGAGCAAAAUUUCUUCAAUCGAUUAGCUGUUCACCAGUUAAACCCACUUCAGACGACUCCUUGUUCGUGCUCGACCCACGGACAGAUCACACCGAGUGUGGUGAUGGUCAGAUAUGGCUUCCACGGCUGCACUCCUGUCAAGCUUUCGGCUGCAGAGGGGAAACAGUGAAAGGCACCAACGGUUGUCUACACCCGAACGGUAUCCAUAGCCGCCUCUGGAUCGUGUUUGAACGAGACCAAGCCACCAUCCUCCCGAACCGCAAGCUAAAAAUCGACCUCAGUUGCAAAUCUGCGAGUUCCAAUGACUACGAAAUAGACAGCUGGACCGGGGAUAUCCUCGUGCGUGUCCGAGAUGUUGUACCUGUCCAGACUAAUCGAGCAAAAUUUACAUCGACUGCCUUGCCAACGAAACCCACACUUAGUUCUAAAACCAACGACCAUCGUUAUACCUGGAUAUCUUAUGGAGUGCGAGCCAUCCUCGUCAUAAUGUUGUUGGGUUUAUACUGCAGCUGGGCUUCGUGUUAAGAGGACAUGCCAGCCAAGCCAACCCUUGGCACGAGGUGGCGCUGGGACCAGUCAGCCACCAGAUGGUGCUAGAGGCACAGAGUCCCGUAGCCAGAACUGUUUCUCAGGGGGAGUGCAAUACACCGCGGGGGCAUGUAGUUCCAAUAACACGCGUGGCCAUGUUGAAUUUGUUCGAAAUGACAUGCACGGCUAAUCUCCUAAGAAAGGAAGGGGUCUUACUGGAUACAGCUAAGGCUGCCGAACUGCAUCCAUUCAUGUGCGUGUGGUUGCUUGCUUGGUUCGAACUCUGUUAGACUUGUGUACGUCUUGCUGCUUUUCAUUUACAGUGCUGUUCAUUAAAAUGUCCCGGCUGUAUAAUGUGUCUCUACUGCUACUUACAACAUAUGUUCAUCAGCAGAGUGAUUUUGUGCCAUGCGUGACUUCAUGUAUGAGCAUUUUCUGGUUAUAUUUUGAGUGAUAGUAUGUGUGAACCUCCUAUGCUGUGCCAAUUCCUGUAACGGCCGGUGAGCACAGGCCGCCAGUAUUUGAAAAUA
Molecule: messenger RNA, 2139 nt
Organism: Ornithodoros turicata
Lineage: Eukaryota; Metazoa; Arthropoda; Arachnida; Ixodida; Argasidae
Exons: 2
Coding region: 173-1606 (477 amino acids)
Source: RefSeq, a predicted model, not a curated record